AUGGAAAUGCACCCCGACCUGACUUACCUCGAGAUCAUCCGCCGCUAUCUCCUCGAAGAAGAGCUCACCACCACCACGAUAACGUCGGGUGCCGAUGGCGGUAGCAGCAAUGAGCCGCCCAAUGCCGUGACCGAAGUUGCGCCGCCGCAACGCACAGCGCGCGAAAGGGGGAGGAACUACAGGGGGGUAAGGCAGCGGCCGUGGGGGAAGUACGCGGCGGAGAUCAGGGACCCGGGGAGGAAUGGGGCGAGGUUGUGGCUGGGGACCUUCGAGACCGCGGAGGCGGCGGCGAUGGCCUACGACCGCGCGGCGUUCCGCAUCCGUGGCUCUCGCGCGCUGCUAAACUUCCCCCUCCUCGUCAGCUCGCAGGACGCUGCAGCGAAGAGGAAGGCGACGGAGACGCCAUUGGUGGGGACUAACAAGAGAAGGAAGGGAGUGGCGGUGUCAGUUUCUUCUGCCGGUUCGGAACAAACGGUUCAGAAGAAUCGAUCCGGUUUAGAGACGAGCAGUGGGUUAUUGAUCCUCGGUUCCGAACUGGCGGCCACCGUCGGUCAUAUAUGA
This is a messenger RNA of Musa acuminata AAA Group (dessert banana), 561 nucleotides long. Its product is annotated as ethylene-responsive transcription factor 2-like. Gene Ontology annotation, molecular function: DNA binding; DNA-binding transcription factor activity. The coding region runs from base 1 to 561 and encodes 186 amino acids. The transcript has a single exon. Gene Ontology annotation, biological process: ethylene-activated signaling pathway; regulation of DNA-templated transcription. The record is from RefSeq and is a predicted model, not a curated record. NCBI's taxonomy places the organism in Eukaryota, Viridiplantae, Streptophyta, Magnoliopsida, Zingiberales, Musaceae.